Puccinia triticina is the source of this 1758-nucleotide messenger RNA. RefSeq lists its product as uncharacterized. Gene Ontology annotation, biological process: potassium ion transmembrane transport. Gene Ontology annotation, molecular function: potassium ion transmembrane transporter activity. The record is from RefSeq and is a predicted model, not a curated record. Lineage: Eukaryota; Fungi; Basidiomycota; Pucciniomycetes; Pucciniales; Pucciniaceae. Gene Ontology annotation, cellular component: plasma membrane. The coding region runs from base 1 to 1758 and encodes 585 amino acids. The transcript is spliced from 7 exons.
AUGCGAGCUAAAACAGUAGCAUGUACAUACGUACUAACCCUCCCAGUCUCACUUGCAGGCCAGCACCCACCCCUCACCGCCAACUAUUCUCCUCAACCCAGCCAGCCUGUUUCUCUCAACUCCCAACCAGCCGCACUCAACCGAACCAACACACACACACACUCGCUCCGGGCUCAUUCCAAUCAUUCCUCCGCCCAACGAUUAUUCACCCCAAGCUGGUGCCGGUACCCAGGCUUCAUCCCAAUGUGUUGUACUGGGGCUCAAUGGAAACGAGAAGAGGUACCAGAUCACAAAUGGGACUUUGUCGACGUUCGAGAAUUCCACAACUCGGGUUGCAUGAGCUAUUUUCAGUAUUGUUUUCUAUACGUCCUCGUCAUCAAAUCAGUUCUAGUCUAUGCCUCAGAUCUCUACACGAUGGUCCUCCUACUCGCCUCAAACCAUUGGGCCGGUUCGAUUCUAGAGAGCUCGGGCGGAAGUAGCGCGAUGAACGUACCCUUCAAAAUCGGAAAAUGGAUCUUCUUUGGCUGUAUCAUCUUCUCAUUCCUCCUGCUCGCCUGGGAAGCCAAGAAGAGUAGGGCCAUCAUCCGCAGUCGUGAUAUCAGUUAUGCUUUCACCAACGUCAUGGCCAACAAUUACUACUCCAUCAAAUCAUACGAUCAUUUCUGCUUUUUCUCUCAGAUCAACAAUUCAAAAAAGAAAAAGGACGACUUCGCUUUCUUUGUUUUCUUCACUUUCAAGGGCUGGAAGAGACUACUCCUGGCCGAUGCACCCCGUCAAGUCAUCAAUGGGAUCACUCUUUAUUCGUUUGCCAGGUCUGUCGGCUUCACUACCGACAUCUCAAAGUGGUACGAUGGUAGCUUUGCCAAGGCUUCCGUUCUCAUCUCAAUGGCCUUCACUGUCACAAUUUGGCUUGGCUCCUUCAUACUCCUCAUGGCUGCUGCAUUUCUGUAUGUCCCCCUGCUGUGCUACAUUCAAGGCAACCUUAAGGAAUACUGCUGUCACAAAGUCGAUAAACGAAUUGCUGAGCUAAUGAAACGAAAGAACCGCAAACGGUUGGCCAAGGAGGCAGCCCUCAUGCGAAAGGAGGCUAUGGGCGAUUACUCACAUCUCAAGGACAAGAAGGGUCAAUUCAAAGCUGCCCCAUUACCUCAGCCAACGCUACCGCAAAUCGGGCUUCACGAGCUGAUUAGCGACAACAAAAGCGAAAGAGGCGGGGGGGCUGGUAGCAUCAGGAACGUCUCACGUGUCGCUCAACACGCAUAUCCACCAUCUCUCGGUCAUCACUAUGCCUCAAGUAACCCUGGUACUGGUUACGCUCCCAGCAAUCCUGGUACCGCUGUCGGUAUGGGCUACAACGUGAUGAAUCGAUGGCCAAGCGACCGAGAAUAUAAUGAGAAGGCUGGAUACGCCGAAAGCACUGCAUCGACUGAUCGCUUCAUCCCUUAUCAAGCCCCUACUUCCACGGCCGGUAACCUAUAUGGCCAGCUGAGUCAGCCCUACGCCCCACGGACACAACCCUACAGCUCGCAUCCCCUCGCAUACCAGUACCCACCGCCUGUAGAUAACCAGACCUCGCUUAACCGUGCGCCGUCUUAUUCGAGCGACGAACAGAGGUUCUAUACCGACGACAAACAUCCUGUCGCUCCUCAUGCACUCCCCCCUCCCCAAUCAAGCGCCCCUUCCAGCGAAUACGGUGGCUACGCCCACGACCCUCCCCCUUCUUCUCAUCCUUACCACGAAGACGAUUUCCAUCCUUAA